Stegostoma tigrinum is the source of this 2409-nucleotide messenger RNA. RefSeq names its product NSE2 (MMS21) homolog, SMC5-SMC6 complex SUMO ligase (gene nsmce2). NCBI's taxonomy places the organism in Eukaryota, Metazoa, Chordata, Chondrichthyes, Orectolobiformes, Stegostomatidae. Gene Ontology annotation, biological process: double-strand break repair via homologous recombination; protein sumoylation. Gene Ontology annotation, molecular function: zinc ion binding; SUMO ligase activity. Gene Ontology annotation, cellular component: nucleus; Smc5-Smc6 complex. The transcript is spliced from 7 exons. Bases 129 to 851 code for a protein of 240 amino acids. The record is from RefSeq and is a predicted model, not a curated record.
UGGAAGAGUGGGGUGGCUGCAGACUACAUGUCCCAGGGCGCCUUGUGCGACACCGUGUUGGCCAUUUGAAUCGCAGAGCGGCGGCGGCCAAGGGGAGGAAGGCCUAGAUUGGUUGACAUUAUUACAGGAUGCCUGGACGGUCAACUAUAAUGCCUGUGAUCUCCUUCAACUCUGUGGAUUCAGCAGUAUCUUCUUUAAAGACAUGUCAUGUGUCUAUUAACACUGGAAUUGAAGUCACAACAGAUGUUGCUCUUGCACUUACUGAGCUUGAAGCUGCUGCAGAAGACAUAAACAACAUGGAAAAACUGAUGCUGGAUUAUGUUUCUAUGGACCAAGAGCUUGAGCAGUUCGUACAGGCUGUAGAUGAAAUCACACGCCAGAUAAAGCAAGAGCGACCUGAACGAAUGCCUGAUUUGAAAGCUUUAGUAGAUAAAAAAUUUAAUGAGCUGAAAAAUCUGAACAAAGAUGAGGAUCUAAUCAAAAGUGAUAAAUAUAUACACUUUAAAGGUCAGCUGAAGGAGAUGAGAAAGCAAGUUGGUGCAGAAUCACAAAAUGACAGCUGUUCAGCCAAUGAGAUUGAUGAAGACAUUGCAGUGACCCAGAGCCAGAGAAAUUUCAUUUGCCCCAUUACACAGAGGGAAAUGGAAUGUCCUGUGAAGAAUAAAGUUUGUGGUCACAGCUAUGAAGAGGAAGCCAUAAUAAAAAUAAUUCAGAACAAGCACAAACAGAAGAAGAAAGCCAGGUGCCCUGUUGUUGGAUGUGAUAAUGAAGAUAUGAACCAGUGUGAUCUUUCAAUGGACACAGCUCUGAGAAGAGCUAUUGAAAAUCAUAGAAAACAUCAAAUGCGAUGAUUGUGUAUCGCAUGUUCAAGGCAUGAUUCUGUCGAAGAAGGUGUCAGAUCUAAAUACUUGGCAGGAUAUCUUGUGGAAGGAUAGCGUUCUGGUUAAUCACUGAUUAUUAUAUAAUUUGAUUAAGAUUGAUGUUGAGUUUCAUUUCAAUUCUGUGUGAUUGGUUUUGAUGAUAACAUACGUGUACAAUGUUUAAAGUUGAAAAUGAAGUUGAAGAUACGAACAGAAAUCCUUUUUCCAACCUAAACGUCACUUGCCCCACUGAAACCUAUUUAGGGAAAAUUGAAAGUAAUAUUUUAAAAUUAUAUAUUUAACUUUCUCAGAGAACAGUAUUGAACUGUAUAGCAAAGGAUUUCUUGCCAAAAUUUAUAAGGUUUCAUUUAGUAAUUUCUGCAUUCUCCUUACAAUGCAAAUAAUGCUUUGAUGUCAGUGAUACACAACACAAAGCUCCCCAAGUAUAUUGUUAUCAUUUAUCACCAGUGCUCCUUUAGCAUUUUCCUUUGUAACUAUAUUCCUUGUUUCAUACAUCUAAAAUAAAGUUGGCUUGUUUUUUAGUUUUCCUGUUUAAGCUAGGUCCAGAAGAUCAGAUACUGCAAGCAAAGCAUGUUGCAAUACAGUACAAAUGAUCAAUAAUGGUGAGUAGUUGAAAGCACAUAUUCAGUAAUGCUAAGGUUUGGGACCAUGGAAAUCAGCUAAAAGGAUUUUGAGGCACUCUACACAAAGAUUCAUGUUCAUCCCCUAACCAGAAGUUCUCUUAAUUUGAUAUUACUUUUGGUGAAAGAAAGAACUAGAAUCUUCAGUGCUCAUCUGAGCCAUGGCUACAGACAAGAAGGACUUAAUAUUUGAAGAGCAACGACUUUGACACUCUCAGAACUGCACUGAAAGGUUAGGCUAAGUUAUGUAAUUAAGCUUCAGAGGGAAGCUGUGCCAGUCAGCCUACUGGAUGAAAAAGAAGAUUGAUGCCAAUGACUUCACCCUAGCAAAAUGACCAUUUUUUGCAAGUAGCUCUUGCUUGUUUUUAAAUUAAAACUGUUUGAAAAUUGACUUCUGUGUGUUUCUGUGUUUCACUUUUUUUUCACCGCUCAACUGAAGAUGGCAACUUAAAGCCAUACAAUGAUGCAGUGCAAAGAGUGCCUGUUCUCCCCACUGUGCCUGUGCUGACAGUUUGCAAUAGACAUCACAUUAGUUCCAUUCCUCUGCCAUUACUCCACAGCCCCGUAAAUAUUGUAGAGCACACUUACUUAGCAUAGUGGCAGAUUUUGCACAUCGUGUCAAAAUACUUUUCUUCAUGGAGUUGUCAAUGGUUUACUGACUAUUCAAAUGUAAUCUGUCACAACUGAUACGGAUCUUGUGCACCCAUAUCCUGCUGCAAAAUUGCUGCAAUUGUACUUAGUUACCGAAUCCUGACCCUUUUGGCUCAAAUGGCUAAUUCUCAGUCUGAGAAUUUGGUACUUUUCUGAUCUGUAUCGUAAUAUUCAUUGUAUUUAUGUACACUAUUAUCAGAGAGAAGUAAUAAUACUUCUUGGAGGAUACUACGUUCUUCGUUUUAAUAUUUCUGUUU